Triticum aestivum (bread wheat) is the source of this 1476-nucleotide messenger RNA. Its product is annotated as putative receptor-like protein kinase At4g00960. The record is from RefSeq and is a predicted model, not a curated record. Gene Ontology annotation, molecular function: protein kinase activity; ATP binding. The transcript is spliced from 8 exons. Gene Ontology annotation, biological process: protein phosphorylation. The coding region runs from base 1 to 1476 and encodes 491 amino acids. Lineage: Eukaryota; Viridiplantae; Streptophyta; Magnoliopsida; Poales; Poaceae.
AUGGAUUAUGUGUCCAAGAAAAUGUCCUCGUUGGAUGCAAAGCCUAUCCAAUUGCAUUUGCUAAAGACAAUCACAGAGGAUUUUUCAAAGAAGUUGAAAAUUGGUAGUGGUGGCUAUGGAGAAGUUUACAAGGGAGUGCUUAAUGGGCACGAAAUUGCUAUCAAGAAGCUUUUUCCCGUCCAUGGAGUUGAUGAUGAGGCAUUUGAUAAUGAAUUUCGCAACCUUAAGAAAGUUCAGCAUAAAAAUGUCAUACGGAUGAUUGGGUAUUGCUAUGAGAUAGCACAUAAAGAUGUUGAGUACCAAGGAAAAUUGGUUUGGUCUCAAGUAAUAGAUCGAGCUCUCUGCUUUGAAUAUAUGAAGGGAGGAAGCCUUGCCAAGCAUAUUUCUGCCGAGUCAUGCAUACAUAAUUGGCCGAUCACGUACAAAAUAAUUAAGGGGACAUGUGAGGGCCUCCACCACCUUCAUAAAGGAGGAGAAAAGAAGAUUUUUCAUCUAGACUUAAAGCCGGAUAAUGUAUUGCUGGAUGAAGAAUUGGUGCCUAAAAUAGGAGAUUUUGGUUUGUCCGAGCUCUUUGGGUCCUCGUAUACCCACCAACAAAGCAACACGAAAGGAACAAUUGGGUUCAUGCCACAAGAAUAUAUACACAAUCGCAAGGUGUCACCCAAGAAUGACGUGUUCAGUCUCGGAGUCAUAAUUUUCCACAUAAUGGCGGGAGAAAAGGGCUACAGCGAUUAUUGGGAUGCGCGCCGUCAUCCAAAGUUUUCCUCAAAAAUUCAACAUAAGUUUAUUGAGAUACAAGAAUAUUGGAAGAAAAAGAUGGAGACAAUGGAAGGUUAUAGAUGGGACGAAACAGAUCUGCUAGGAGUAACGAGAUGUAUUGACAUGGCAAUGCGUUGUGUGGAGGACGACCGAGACAAAAGGCCUUAUAUAAAGGACAUUAUCAACGAGCUCAACAAACUAGAUUCUGAAGUCUCAGAGAUGUUAAAGAAAGAUCCGAAACCACCUAUUGGCCAGCUGAAAAGGAAAAACCGUGUCAAUGAUUUGGAAGCCGUGAAACAGAAUAAAAGCUUCAAAUAUUUGGGAAAAGAUAUUGUGGUUGAUCCAUCCCAGGAGCUUUGUUUCCCUUUCGAGCCUCGUGUUGACAUACGGUGCUGCCUGCAGCUAAUCAACAAGGGCGAGUCCAGCCACAUCGCCUUCAAUAUAAACACCGACUUAAACAAGUAUCGUGCACAACCAAACAAAGGAAUCAUCGCACCAUACUCCAAGCGCUACAUCACCCUAACCUUGCGAGCGCAGGAGGAGGAGCCGCGAAAUAUGCAGUGUGCUGGUGUGCUGGUUGUGCAGGGAAUAAGAGUGAACGAGCACUUCACAUCCGAUGAAAUCACCCAAGACUACCUCGAGAAGGCCAGCGCCGUGUAUGAGGUGAGAUUGCCCAUUGUCUAUGUUGCAUUGGAUCAUAAGCCUCUCUCUCAAUAG